This is a messenger RNA of Nerophis lumbriciformis (worm pipefish), 1110 nucleotides long. It is a transcript of the gene mrps33, whose product is annotated as mitochondrial ribosomal protein S33. Lineage: Eukaryota; Metazoa; Chordata; Actinopteri; Syngnathiformes; Syngnathidae. Gene Ontology annotation, cellular component: mitochondrion. The record is from RefSeq and is a predicted model, not a curated record.
UUAGGGAGGGGUUCUUAGAGUCAAAAUUCGAACACAAGCUUUAUGAGUAAAGCUGUUUUUAAAACCUAAACAAAGGCAAAUAUAUUUGUGACCUGAACUGAUUGAACAGCGGAACCUUUGCGUCAACAAAACUGGCGGACCUGUUAACAAUGACGGACUUCAUAUUUUACCUUCGCAACCUCACACUAUUGGCAAAGUUUUAUCUUCAUAAAUCAGGUAUGCCCGGUCUUUCCAAUUAUGCACUGCGCAUGUCCCGGUUGAGCGCCCAGAUCUUCGGGAAUGUUGUGCGUACCACAGACUCCAGAUCCAUGAAGGUGGUUGAUCUGUUCCGGGAGCCUCCCUUCGCCAAGAAGAAGGAUGUGUAUGACUGGUACCCACUACAUAAUGUUUACUACGCCAUGACCAAGAAGCUCAGGUUCAUGGGAUUAUUCAGGGAUGAGCAUGAGGAUUUCAAAGAGGAGAUGCGUCGCCUGAGGAAGCUGCGAGGGAAAGGCGUACCAAAGAAGGGAGAGGGCAAGAGAGCAACCAAGAAGAAAUGAGCCGCAACAUUCAUGCCUAAAACAGGACUAUUCACACAGUCAUUUGUUUUAUGCUGUGACUUCAUCAACAAGUUUGUUAAUGGUUAUGAAAAGGAAAAUGCUGAUUACAGUAAAAAAUAAACAAUGAGUCCCUUUUGUAAAUGUUUUCUGCGGCAAAAAAAAUGUGGUGUUUGUUUUCCAUCCAUCCAUCUUCUGCUUAUCUGAGGUCGGGUCGCAGGGUCAGCAGCAUAGGCAGAGAGGCCCAGACUUCCCUCUCCCCAGCCACUUUGUCCAGCCGGAAGACAUAGUUUCCCCAAGCUGUCAUGGGUCUUCCUUGUGGCCUCCUACUGGUCGGACGUGUCCUAAACACUGUCCUAGGGAGGCGUUCGGGGGAAUCUCCUCAUCUGGCUCCUCGAUGUGGAGGAGCUCCAUUACUUUGAGCUCCUCCCGAAUGAAUGGUUUGUUUCACCAUACAAAAAUGUUUCAUGAAGAAAUGAUGCUGUACUUUACAUUUGUUUUUGUAAAUAUAAAACAUUCAUGGACAAAUAUUUUGUAUCAUUAAAAAUAAAAGUAAAACUAAAUACUGAUGUAU